GGCGACGGUUUGUAAACUCGGGGAGCUAACUUGUUAACUUGCGGGGAGCUUCGGAACCCUGGGCCGGCCUAAGAUGGGAAUUAACGUUACAUGGCCCUGCUCAUCCCACAGACUCCACAUUCAGCAGAACCACUUAUGGACCCUGCACUGGGCCCUGUGACCUUUGAGGACAUGGCUGUGUACUUUUCCCAUGAGGAAUGGAGGCUUCUUGGUGAGGCCCAGAGACUCCUGUACCAUGAUGUGAUGCUGGAGACCUUUGCACUUGUUGCAUCAUUGGGUUGUUGGCAUGGAGUAGAGGUCAAGGAGACACCUUCUGAGCAAAAUGAUUCUGUAGAAGUGCCACAAAUAAAUACUUCAAAGACAAACCUGUCCACCCAGAAGGGCUGUCCCUUGGAGAUAUGUAGUCUGGAAUUAGAAGGUGGUGUGCAUUUAGCUGAGGACCUGGGAACAAACCCUGGCCAGAAAUUUUGUGGAGCAAGUGUGAAAUUUCACCAGCACAGUAGAGAGAAACUCUUUAGAAGAGACACGGAUAAGGAGUUUAUGAAGAGCUGCACAGUCCAUGCAACCAAGAAGUCUUUCUCAUUCCAGGAGCCUGGGAAGGAUUUCCCUGGUAGCUUGGGCCUUCUCCAGCACCAGGUCACUGCACAAAAGGACACCAAGUGUGUGGAGGCCUUUCACAAUGGACAAAGGCACUAUAAGUUCAGUGAAUGUGGGAAAGUCUUCAGCCACAAACACUCACUUGCUCAGCAUUAGAGUUUCCACACUGGAAAGAGGCCUUAUGAGUGCAGUGAAUGUGGGAAAACCCUCAACUGCAAAAACUCACUUGUUCAGCACCAGAGAGUCCACACUGGAGAAUGGCCUUAUGAAUGCAGUGAAUGUGGGAAAAUCUUCAGUUAUAAACACAAACUUGUUCAGCACUGGAGACUCCACACUGGAGAAAGGCCUGAGUGCAAUGGAUGUGGGAAAGCUUUUAGCUACAAACUCACACUUGUUCAGCACCAGCGAAUUCACACUGGAGAAAGGCCUUAUGAGUGCAGUGUAUGUAGGAAAUUCUUUACUCAAAACUCCAGCCUUAUUGUGCACCAAAGAAUUCACACUGCCUCACAGCUUUAUAAAUGCAGUAUAUGUGGAAAAUUCUUUACCUCCAACUACAACCUUAUUGCACACCAGCGAGUUCACAGGGGCACAAGGCCUUAUGAGUGCAGUGAAUGCGGGAAACCUUUCAGCAACAAACCCACACUUGUUCAGCAUCAGCGAAUUCACACUGGAGAAGGGCCUUAUGAGUGCAGUGAAUGUGGCAAGUUGUUUAGCCAGAGCUCCAACCUAUUGUGCACCAGCGAAUUCAUACUGUAGCAAAGACUUUUGAGUGCAGUGAAUGUGGGAAACGUUUUAGCCAAAGCUCUACUCUCAUUAAGCACCAGAGUUCACGCUAGAGAAAAACCACAUGAGUGCACUAAAUGUGGAGACUUCUUUAGCCAAAGCACCCAGCUUACUCAACACCAAAAUGUUCACACCACAGAAAGGCCUCACAAGUGCAGCAAAUGUGGAAAAGUUUUCUGUCAAAGGUCUGUUCUGACUGAGAACCAGAAACUUCAUAGCCAAGAUAGGCCCUAUGAGUACAGCAAAUGUAGGAAAGUUUUCAGUCAAAAGUCUAACCUCAUUUGUCACCAGAAAGUUCAUGGUGGAGAAAAGGCCUUCAAAUGAGAUGAGAGCAGCUAAUGAGCUGUCUCCUUAGUUAAUACAUCAUACUGAAUAGGCUCUGUGAGGGAGUCAUCAACUGGAAGUUGAAUGCCAUACAUCUGAACAGCCCUUGUGUGCAGAUUGCCUAUAAGUACCAGGUUCAUAGGAAGCUUUUCAGGAGCUAUGCUGUACUUCCUAACCUGCCCACGGCCCUUUCCAGACUUAAUGUCACUGUGAGUUUCUUACCUCUUCCAAGUGGCAGAUCCCCAUACUGGGCAUCAGUCACCUUACUGUGGUCAGGGUAGGUAGACUUUUGUGCUCUCCUGUCCCCUGGAGUGAAGCAUGAAUAGCCUGAGCACUUGGGUUUUGUCAUUCUCUUCCAUCAACUGGCUAAGACAGGACCUAACCAGCUUUGACCAUGGGGAUCCAGUCUGGGUUCUGCUGGUGGCUCACAGAGGUUUACCUUCUUUGGUGGCAUUGUCUCAUGUCAUGCUCACAAUGGAUUUUUCUAGCUCCAGGUCACCCUUUUUGGAAACUCUCAGUUUGCUCUGCUCUGUGCCGUAAUAAAGACUAUUAUUUAAGCCCCCUUUCAUCUUGGGGUUUGUUCACUCUUAGACUGAUGUUGAGAACCAUAUUGGACUGUUAGGAUGAAAAAGAACAGGUUUUGUGAGUGUUGCAAACUUUGUAUACCUCAGUGGGGAUAGUAUCAUGGCAGAGGAUAGUGUUCACUCCAGAUGUGGUCUAAUUUGCAUUGCUUUCCAAGGCCUCCUAGGGUAGACUGCAGGGCUCUGUGGGACUAAUGUUGAGUCCUGGAUGUCAGAAUUUUUGGUGGGUUCAGAGGUCACCCUGAGAUGAGGACAGUCGUGAGAACCACCAGUGAUUUUGGAGCUGGAUGAGAGUGGAAGUCGUGUAGUCCAGGCAUGUGAUUUUUAGGACCCAGGCAGAGGUCCUGGGUAACGCAAGUGGAAACACCUUUCAUUGCUCACCAGUCUUCAUCGCUACUGCAAUAGAAUCCCUCCCAAGGACAAGGAGAGGGGGUGGAGUUAACGUGUGGUUGGCAGAGUUCCACAGAAAAGAGAUUCAGAUUUUUAUGUGAAGCCAAUUUCUAUUAAAACUUAAUUGAGCUAUAUAGUUGGUAUGCAUUAAAAUGAACGUACCUAAAAUGUACAGUUUGGUAAGUUUUCAUACUUGUAAAGCCAUGGAUCCAUCAUCAUAAUAACAAACAUCCAACACCAAUAUCUACCUUCUGACAUGUCUCCCAGGACUCCCUGGCAACUACAAUUGAUUUACUUUUUUCCCUACUCAAUUAGUGUUUUCUAGACUGUUAAUAUCAUUGGCAUCUUAAUGUUUACUUUAGUAUUAGUUUUUUUCUUUCAUGAUGCAUAAUUAUUUUGAGAAUCAUCUAAGUUGCAGGUGUGAAUAGUUCAUUUUCUUCAAAAGGGGUUUUGUGGUUUGUUUCCAGUUUUGGCCACCACAAAUAAGCUUACUAUGAACAUGUGCAUAAAAUUCUUCAUAUGACUAUAUUGUUUCAUAUUCUAAAAUGAAUGACUAUACCCUUAUGCAUUCCCAUCAACAGUAUGGAACCAUUCCAGUUCCCCUAUAGUCCUCACCAGUACUUGAUUGGUAUGGUCAGUAGCUAAAAUAUUGCCUGUUUUAAAGUGUGUAGUAUAGUCUGAUUGCAUUUCCCUAAUUCAUAAUGUUGAACAUUUUUAUUGUGUUUAUUUGCCAGGUGUAUGUCUUCUUUGAUAAAAUGCCUGCCUGUUCUUUUAUUUAUUAACUGAG
Messenger RNA from Balaenoptera ricei (Rice's whale), 3462 nucleotides. RefSeq names its product zinc finger protein 211-like. The record is from RefSeq and is a predicted model, not a curated record. NCBI's taxonomy places the organism in Eukaryota, Metazoa, Chordata, Mammalia, Artiodactyla, Balaenopteridae. Gene Ontology annotation, biological process: negative regulation of transcription by RNA polymerase II. Gene Ontology annotation, molecular function: DNA-binding transcription repressor activity, RNA polymerase II-specific.